CCAGGCCCUCCGAUUUCUUCUAUUGUUUUGCGGAAAUGAAGGCUUAAGGACAAGUUAUCUACCAGAUUGGAAGAUGGGAUCGAACAGCAGCAGAAUCGGUGAUCUUCCUAAAAAUGAGUACUUAAAAAAGUUAUCGGGCACGGAAUCCAUCUCUGAGAAUGACCCGUUCUGGAAUCAGCUCCUCUCGUUUUCUUUCCCUGCACCAACCAGCAGCACCGAGCUGAAGCUCUUGGAGGAAGCAACUGUUUCAGUCUGCAGGUCUUUAGUUGUAAACAAUCCUCGAACAGGAAACCUUGGUGCGCUAAUUAAGGUCUUCCUUUCUAGAACCAAAGAACUAAAACUUUCGGCAGAAUGUCAGAACCACAUCUUCAUUUGGCAGACACACAACGCUUUGUUUAAUUGCUGUCUGCUGAAAGUGUUCAUCUGUGAGAUGUCAGAGGAGGAAUUGCAACUUCAUUUCACGUACGAAGAAAAAUCUCCUGGCACUUACAGUUCUGACUCUGAAGAUCUUUUGGAAGAAUUGCUCUGUUGUUUGAUGCAGUUAAUCACUGAUAUUCCGCUCUUAGAUAUUACAUAUGAAAUCUCAGUAGAAGCUGUAUCGACAAUGGUGGUUUUCCUUUCUUGCCAACUCUUCCACAAGGAGGUUUUGCGACAGAGCAUCAGUCACAAGUAUUUGAUGCGAGGUCGAUGUCUUCCAUACACCAGCAAACUUGUGAAAACCCUAUUGUAUAACUUUAUCAGACAAGAGAAGCCGCCCCCUCCAGGAGCACACGUUCUCCCACAGCAGUCCGAUGGGGGCGGACUGCUGUAUGGACUGGCAUCCGGAGUAGCAACUGGCCUCUGGACGGUCUUCACACUGGGCGGCGUGGGCAGCAAAGCAGCUGCCACUCCAGAACUUUCUUCUCCUCUGGCCAACCAGAGUCUCUUGCUUCUGCUGGUGCUGGCCAACCUGACCGACGCUGCAGAUACGCCAAACCCCUACAGACAGGCCAUUAUGUCCUUUAAGAAUACGCAAGAUAGCAGUCCUUUCCCCUCAUCAAUUCCACACGCUUUCCAGAUUAACUUCAACAGUUUGUACACAGCUCUGUGUGAACAGCAGACGUCCGACCAAGCAACUCUCCUCUUGUACACAUUGCUGCAUCAGAAUAGUAACGUUAGAACAUACAUGUUGGCUCGCACAGACAUGGAAAAUCUUGUUUUACCAAUUCUUGAGAUUCUGUAUCACGUUGAAGAAAGAAAUUCACACCAUGUGUACAUGGCCCUUAUAAUAUUACUGAUCCUUACAGAAGAUGAUGGCUUUAAUAGAUCCAUUCACGAAGUGAUAUUAAAAAAUAUCACUUGGUAUUCAGAACGGGUUUUAACUGAAAUUUCACUGGGGAGUCUCCUGAUACUGGUCGUAAUAAGAACCAUCCAGUACAACAUGACAAGGACAAGAGACAAGUACCUUCACACCAACUGUCUGGCCGCCUUGGCAAACAUGUCGGCACAGUUUCGUUCCCUCCACCAGUACGCUGCCCAGAGGAUCAUCAGUUUGUUUUCCUUGCUGUCUAAAAAACACAACAAAGUUCUGGAACAAGCCACACAGUCCUUGAGAGGUUCACUGAGUUCCAAUGAUGUUCCUCUACCAGAUUACGCACAAGACCUAAAUGUCAUCGAAGAAGUGAUUCGAAUGAUGUUAGAGAUCAUCAAUUCCUGCCUGACAAAUUCUCUUCACCACAAUCCAAACUUGGUGUAUGCACUGCUUUACAAGCGAGAUCUCUUUGAACAGUUUCGAACUCAUCCUUCAUUUCAGGAUAUAAUGCAAAAUAUCGAUCUGGUGAUCACCUUCUUCAGCUCAAGGUUGCUGCAAGCGGGAGCUGAGCUCUCCGUGGAACGGGUCCUGGAAAUCAUCAAGCAGGGGGCCGUCGCACUGCCCAAAGACAGGCUGAAGAAAUUUCCAGAACUGAAAUUCAAGUAUGUGGAAGAGGAGCAGCCCGAGGAGUUUUUUAUCCCCUAUGUCUGGUCUCUGGUCUACAACUCAGCGGUAGGCCUCUAUUGGAACCCACAGGACAUCCAGCUCUUCACAAUGGACUCUGACUGAGGGCAGGACACCAUCUCCCACCCUCGCCUCCCUCCAGUCAAGCAGCCCUUCUAACUAUUUUCUUUCUGGGGAACGGAAGUAGACAGAUUGCCCAGUGUAUCUUCCGUCAGAGAGGAUCACCCGAGCAUGUUUCCCUUUCACACUUGGAUUUGGAGAAUUGGUGCCCAGUUGGCAAUAGAUCGCUCAGCUUAGAUUGUAGUGCAAAAAAAUGGGGAGGGGGGUACCCGACAAUAAUAAAUGCAAAAACCUGCUAUUCCACACGCAAUUUUAUUUCUAAACCAAAAAUUUAGAGCUUUUCCAGGAACCUGAUGCCUUAGGCAUAUAACACUUCACCAGUAUAUACUGUGGGUUUUCUGUUUCGGGUUGUUUUUUUUUUUUUCGCAUGUUCAAGAUUUUUGUUUUGGGGUGUGUGUGUUUGUGUGGGUGUGCGCACGUGCGUGCUUCUUUCAACAUUAAGAAAUACCUGAAAAGAUGACAAGAUGGGAAUUAAUGAGGACAUGAAGUCACAUGUGUGAGGGGUUGCCUUUCAGAGGGCCCAUGAUUUAAUAAACACUAUGGCCGGGCAGUUGGAUAGAAGCCUUUAGAUCAGAUCCCCUGCAUCUUUCUCAAAGAAAGAAAUGGCUCCUUCUCAUGAAGUUCAGGUUAGCUUUUCUGUGGAUUUGGCCUCUGAGCUGUAGCUGAAUUAAAUUGGAGUCUAGCACAAAUUAAGUUAAUCUACUCUGUAUUAAUCAUUGGGAAAAGAAAAGUUUCAUUUUGAAAGCAAUCUUUUUUCUUCGACCAGACUAAUAGGAGAAAAGGAGACCAAUUUGAUUAAUACAGUACUCUACGUGAGAUGAAAAACAUGUUUUUCUCU
This is a messenger RNA of Lynx canadensis (Canada lynx), 2933 nucleotides long. It is a transcript of the gene DYM, whose product is annotated as dymeclin. Gene Ontology annotation, cellular component: Golgi apparatus. Gene Ontology annotation, biological process: Golgi organization. The record is from RefSeq and is a predicted model, not a curated record. Lineage: Eukaryota; Metazoa; Chordata; Mammalia; Carnivora; Felidae.